Molecule: messenger RNA, 873 nt
Organism: Echinops telfairi (small Madagascar hedgehog)
Lineage: Eukaryota; Metazoa; Chordata; Mammalia; Afrosoricida; Tenrecidae
Gene: PPIB
Product: peptidylprolyl isomerase B
Exons: 5
Coding region: 38-688 (216 amino acids)
Biological process (GO): protein peptidyl-prolyl isomerization; protein folding
Cellular component (GO): intracellular membrane-bounded organelle
Molecular function (GO): peptidyl-prolyl cis-trans isomerase activity
Source: RefSeq, a predicted model, not a curated record
CGGUGGCUCCCGGGGCCGUGCUCCCCUGUCUUGGUGGAUGCUGCGUCUCUCGGAGCGGAACAUGAAGGUGCUCGUGGCCGCCGCCCUCAUCGUGGGCUCCGCCGUCCUCUUGCUGCUGCCGGGGUCUUCCGUGGCCGAUGAGAAGAAGAAGGGGCCCAAAGUCACCGUUAAGGUGUAUUUUGACCUACGAGUUGGAGAUGAAGAUGCAGGCCGGGUGGUCAUCGGUCUCUUCGGCAAGACAGUUCCAAAAACAGUGGAUAAUUUUGUGGCCUUAGCCACAGGAGAGAAAGGGUUUGGCUACAAGGACAGCAAAUUCCACCGUGUGAUCAAGGACUUCAUGAUCCAGGGUGGAGACUUCACCCGGGGAGACGGCACCGGAGGAAAGAGCAUCUAUGGUGAGCGCUUCCCAGAUGAGAACUUCAAACUGAAGCACUACGGGCCUGGCUGGGUGAGCAUGGCCAACGCGGGCAAGGACACGAACGGCUCCCAGUUCUUCAUCACCACAGUCAAGACAUCUUGGCUAGACGGCAAGCACGUGGUGUUUGGCAAAGUGCUGGAGGGCAUGGAUGUGGUCCGCAAAGUGGAGAGCACCAAGACAGAUGGUCGGGACAAGCCCCUGAAGGAUGUGACAAUUGCAGACUGUGGCAAGAUCGAAGUAGAGAAGCCCUUUGCCAUCGCCAAGGAGUGAAGCGGUCCAGGGACCUUCUGCGGCACUACUGCCCUCGGGGCUGAAGAUGGCUGCCCCUGGGCACCACUGUGCUGCCCUGGUGCUGACAGUGGACCACACCCCACAUCCCACAGGCCCCAUUUUGUAACAAACUCCUACCAACACUGACCAAUAAAAAUAAAGGUGGUUUUUUUUUUAAUAACUUG